UUUUUUCAUUCUUGGAAAAUUGCUCACAACUCUAAUUAAACUUCACUCACUAGUUGGUCUUCAAUGCAGAAUAAUGUGGCGACAACAAACAAGGAAUCUCUGCAGCGUCCCUAGUGGACGCUCAUUAACGGCGAAGAAAUGGGACGCGCUGGUGAUCGGGGGAGGCCACAACGGCCUCACAGCCGCCGCCUACCUCGCCAGAUCAGGCUUGUCCGUCGCAGUCCUCGAGCGCCGCCACGUCAUCGGCGGCGCUGCUGUCACUGAAGAACUCGUCCCCGGCUACAAGUUUUCCCGAUGUAGCUACCUCCAGAGCCUCCUUCGCCCUGCACUUAUCAAGGAAUUGGAGUUGAAGAGGCAUGGAUUGAAGAUGUUGAAGAGGAGUCCAUCGUCAUUCACUCCCUGUCUAGAUGGACGCUACCUUCUGCUUGGUCCUGAUAAGGAGCUUAAUUAUUCGGAGAUAUCGAAGUUCUCGAAACGCGAUGCUGAGGCUUAUCCUAGGUACGAGAAUCAGUUAGAGAACUUCUGUAAAUUCAUGGAUCCACUUUUGGAUUCGUCUCCACCUGAAACUUUGCAAGGAAUCUCAUCUUUUAAUGGUCGGAUGAAGAGUAAAUUACAGAAGUCUGUUUUUUGGGCUCAUUGUCUGCGACGAGCACUUGUCUUGGGGCAAAAGGAGAUGGUGGAUUUCAUGGACCUAUUACUGUCCCCUGCCUCAAUGGUUUUAAAUAACUGGUUUGAGAAUGAUGUCUUGAAGGCAACACUUGCAACGGAUGCUGUAAUAGGAACCACGGGUAGUCCCAAUACACCUGGGAGUGGAUAUGUUUUACUGCAUCACGUGAUGGGAGAAACUGAUGGGGAGCGUGGAAUUUGGUCGUAUGUUCAAGGUGGGAUGGGCUCUGUUUCUCUGGCCAUUAGCAGAGCAGCUAAAGAAGCUGGUGCUACCAUAGUGACAGAAGCCGAAGUCUCAGAAUUGAUGAUAGAGGACCCGGGCAGAGUGUGUGGGGUUUUGUUGGCUGAUGGUACACAAGUGCGCUCUUCAGUUGUGCUGUCAAAUGCGACUCCAUACAGAACAUUUAUGGAAUUUGUACCAAAGAAUGUGCUUCCGGAUGAUUUUCUUCAUGCUAUCAAGAACUCUGAUUACAGCUCUGCAACUACAAAAAUCAACUUGGCUGUCAACAAAUUACCUCAAUUUCAUUGCUGCAAGUUGGGCAAUCCUGAUGCUGGUCCUCAGCAUAUGGGGACCAUUCACAUUGGUUCUGAGACUAUGGAGGAGAUUGCCUCUGGCUGUCAGGAUGCUGUAAAUGGCAUACCAUCCCGACGACCUAUAAUUGAGAUGACAAUUCCUUCUGUGCUCGACAAGACUAUUUCUCCACCUGGGAAGCAUGUAAUCAAUUUAUUUGUUCAGUACACACCUUAUAAACCCUCUGACGGCAGCUGGGAAGAUUCUGCUUAUAGAAAAUCAUUUGCCGAAAGAUGCUUCACCUUAAUUGAGGAACAUGCCCCUGGCUUUAUCUCAUCAAUUAUUGAUUAUGACAUGUUGACUCCUCCGGACCUUGAAAGAGAAAUUGGUUUGACAGGAGGAAACAUUUUUCAUGGUGCCAUGGGAUUAGAUUCACUCUUUCUUAUGCGACCAGUGAAAGGAUGGUCAAAUUAUAGGACUCCAGUACGAGGUUUGUAUCUGUGCGGGAGCGGGGCCCAUGCAGGUGGAGGGGUAAUGGGUGCUCCCGGAUGUAAUGCAGCUCACGUGGUCAUUCAAGAUAUAAAGAACUCACAGUAACUGAUGCUUGUAUUACCUUUAGGAGAUUGACUUCUCCAGUUGCAGAAGCUCGUUGUAGGUGAUAACCUCGAGUGUUAUCAAAUGGCAUUCUUCGUCUGAAUUUCAAUAUCGUGGGUUGGCCUUGAAGAUUUCAUCAGGGAUAUCUAGUCUGGAUUUGUACUCAAAAUUGAUAGGAGUAACUUCUUAUUUCAACCUCUUAGGACAGGCUAAUGAAUCAGCCACACUUGGGAUAAAUCUUAAGGUCUUUUAGUUAAUAUUUUGGACCAUGUAAUGCUGAACUUGCAGUUAGAGCUCUGCUGUGGAGCAAUGGAGAGCUUAGACGAUACCUGAAUUUUCGGCUUUCCCUUUUUGUAUUUAAACAAUCUUUUGUAUAUUUUCCGACUCUUAAUCUGCAUCUCUCUGUCUACAA
This is a messenger RNA of Olea europaea var. sylvestris, 2183 nucleotides long. RefSeq names its product pyridine nucleotide-disulfide oxidoreductase domain-containing protein 2-like. The record is from RefSeq and is a predicted model, not a curated record. Gene Ontology annotation, molecular function: oxidoreductase activity. The coding region runs from base 74 to 1774 and encodes 566 amino acids. Lineage: Eukaryota; Viridiplantae; Streptophyta; Magnoliopsida; Lamiales; Oleaceae. The transcript has 16 exons.